Molecule: messenger RNA, 1182 nt
Organism: Terrapene triunguis (Three-toed box turtle)
Lineage: Eukaryota; Metazoa; Chordata; Testudines; Emydidae
Gene: SEPTIN5
Product: septin 5
Exons: 11
Coding region: 127-1182 (351 amino acids)
Biological process (GO): cytoskeleton-dependent cytokinesis; regulation of exocytosis
Cellular component (GO): synaptic vesicle; septin complex; septin ring
Molecular function (GO): molecular adaptor activity; GTPase activity; GTP binding
Source: RefSeq, a predicted model, not a curated record
AAUGCAGCAGCGGCAGCAGCCCCGGCCGACACGCGCACGCGGAGAGCGCUCGUGGCUGCGGGGCGCCCGGCGAGCCUCUGUCUCUGCACAGCCGGCGCGCCAGGGAGCCGCCGCCCGGAGCGCAGGAUGAGCACCGGCCUGAGGUACAAGAGCAAGCUGGUCAACCCAGAAGAAAAACAGGACCACGAGAAGCAGUAUGUGGGAUUCGCCACCCUGCCGAACCAGGUGCACCGGAAAUCCGUGAAGAAGGGCUUCGACUUCACCUUGAUGGUAGCCGGAGAGUCGGGCCUGGGGAAAUCCACCUUGGUGAAUAGCCUGUUCCUGACCGAUCUUUACAAAGACAGGAAGCUUCUCAAUGCAGAGGAGCGAAUCAGCCAAACAGUGGAGAUCCUGAAACACACCGUGGACAUCGAGGAGAAGGGCGUCAAGCUGAAGCUGACGAUAGUCGACACCCCGGGCUUUGGAGAUGCUGUUAACAACACUGAGUGCUGGAAGCCCAUCACCGAUUACAUCGAUCAGCAGUUCGAACAGUAUUUCCGUGACGAGAGCGGCCUGAACCGGAAGAACAUCCAGGACAACCGAGUGCACUGCUGCCUCUACUUCAUCUCGCCCUUCGGACACGGGCUGAGGCCGGUGGACGUUGGGUUCAUGAAGGCUCUGCACGAGAAGGUGAACAUCGUGCCCCUGAUCGCCAAGGCCGACUGCCUGAUCCCCAGUGAGAUCCGGAAGCUAAAGGAGAGGAUCCGGGAAGAGAUCGACAAGUUUGGGAUUAAAGUUUACCAGUUCCCAGACUGCGACUCUGAUGAAGAUGAGGAAUUCAAACAGCAAGACCGGGAGCUGAAGGAGAGCGCUCCCUUCGCCGUCAUCGGCAGCAACACGGUGGUGGAGGCCAAAGGCCAGAGAGUGCGUGGGCGGCUGUACCCGUGGGGCAUUGUGGAAGUGGAAAACCAGGCACACUGUGAUUUCGUGAAGCUGCGGAACAUGCUGAUCCGGACGCACAUGCACGACCUGAAGGAUGUCACCUGUGAUGUUCACUAUGAGAACUACAGAGCUCAGUGCAUCCAGCAGAUGACCAGGUGGGCGCCCGUUGGCGGUGCUCUUCUCCUGUGCAGAGUCAAGGGGAGGUUGCGGAGGAUGCAGGAGAUGCUGCAGAAGAUGCAGCAGCAGAUGCAGGACCAGUGA